UUUCUCGCUCUGGUAGAAGCAUCACAUCCACUACAGCUCUCUCAGCAGCAGCAGCUCGGGAGUAGCACUUCACAACAUGAAGACUUUCAUCCUGUCCUGUGUCGUCCUGCUGGCGGUGGUUGCUUCCGCCGAGGAGAAGCACCACAAGAAGCGUGCCCUGUCUGGGUUCAGCUUCGGCACUCAGGUCGACUCCAACUCCGGAUCCGACUACAACUCAGGCAUCAAGUCCCGCGGCUACAACUCUGUUUCCAACUACGGAAACGGACUUGGCUACAGCUCCGGAUCUGCUAGCUUCGGAUCUGGCCUCGGAUACAGCUCUGGUGCCAACUACGGUUCCGGAUCUGCCAGCUUUGGAUCCGGACUCGGCUACAACUCCGGUGCCAGCUAUGGCUCUGGCUCUGCUAGCUUAAAGUCCGGUCUUGACUUCACCUCCGCCGCAAGCUACGGAUCUGGUGCCAGCUAUGGCUCCGGCUACAGUGGCGCUGCCCUGGACUCCGUCUCCGUUACUGCUGCUGCUGCACCCGCCAUCGCCCUCCCUGCCCCCCACAUCGUGUCCGAGCACCACCACACUGACAUCGUGAGGAAGAUCGCCACCCCCUAUGCCAAGCCCUACACCGUGACCGUGGAGAGGAAGAUCCCCGUUGAGCAGCCCUACCCCGUGCCCUACAAGGUCGACAAGCCCUACCCCGUCGAGGUUCCCGUGCCCCAGCCCUACAACGUCGACAAGCCCUAUCCCGUGCACGUCGACAAGCCCUACGAGGUGAAGGUUGCCCAGCCCGUGCCCGUUGCCGUCCACGAGAACGUCCCCGUGCCCGUCCACACCCCCGUGGCCGUGCCCGUCGUCAACAAGGUUGCCGUGCCUGUGCCCCACCCCGUCCAGGUGCCCAUCAUCGCCCACAGCGCUCCCAUCAUCGCCCACAGCGCCCCCGUGAUCGCCUCCGCCCCUGCCAUCUCCUACAGCGCUUCCCCCGCUCUGUCUCUUGGCUCCACCAGCUCCUUCGGCUCCUUCGGCUCCUACGGUGACGCUUCCCUUGGUUCCUUCGGUGGAGCUUCCCUCGGCUCCUACGGUGGCGCUUCCCUCGGCUCCUACGGUGGCGCUUCCCUCGGCUCCUACGGUGGCGCUUCCCUCGGCUCCUUCGGUGGUGCUUCCCUUGGCUCCUAUGGUGGCGCCUCUCUCGGCAGCGGCUCUCUGGGUUACAGCAGCCUUGGGAGCGGCUCUCUGGGUUACAGCAGCCUUGGCAGCUACGGCGGCGCAUAUGGCUACGGCAGCUCUCUUGGCAGCUCCCUCGGCAGCUCUUUCGGCAGCUCCCUCGGCAGCUCCUUCGGUAGCUCCCUCGGCAGCUCCUUCGGCGGCUCCUUCGGCAGCACUCUCCCCAUUCGCAAGCGCUAAACUGGUUCUGCCGGAAAUCGUUUGUGGAACUUCAAGAUCUAGAACCAUCGUGCAUCAUUACCAUGCUACAGGAUAGUCGCUAGUCAAAAGUGUUUGUGAUAAGACUGACCAAAUAAAAGAAUGAACAAAAUA
Frankliniella occidentalis (western flower thrips) is the source of this 1522-nucleotide messenger RNA. RefSeq lists its product as uncharacterized. The record is from RefSeq and is a predicted model, not a curated record. Lineage: Eukaryota; Metazoa; Arthropoda; Insecta; Thysanoptera; Thripidae. Bases 77 to 1390 code for a protein of 437 amino acids. The transcript has 2 exons.